Messenger RNA from Coccinella septempunctata (seven-spotted ladybird), 790 nucleotides. RefSeq lists its product as uncharacterized. The coding region runs from base 154 to 645 and encodes 163 amino acids. The record is from RefSeq and is a predicted model, not a curated record. The transcript is spliced from 2 exons. NCBI's taxonomy places the organism in Eukaryota, Metazoa, Arthropoda, Insecta, Coleoptera, Coccinellidae.
UCCUUUGCAGAAGCAGUAAAAAAAUCUAAUUCAUCCAUCAAUUCAAACGUAAACAAAACAAUCUCAAUUGUCAACGAUCAAAAACCACCAACAAAAACAUCAUCGAACCACAGAAACAGUAGUGAUAUAUCUGAACUACCACAUUCCGAAACUAUGACGUUGAACAACAAAGCCAAAUAUAACCUAGAAAAAACCAAAAACACGUCGAAAAUACAACAAGAAAAUAAUACUGCCCCUGAAGGUGCAUCAGGAUUUAUAACUGUCAGAUCGAAAAGAAAUAGAAAGGGUGAUGUAGGAACAGGGAUUUGCGAGAAUUCAAGUUUCAAGUCAUCUAAAGCUAUCAAAGAUGAGAAGGAUAGAAAGUUAUGGCUAUUUGUAUCUCGAGUACAUGAGAAUGUUGAAGAUGAAGAAAUAAAAGCAUAUAUUUUGAGUAAGGGAAAAUUGGAAGAAAACCAAGUUUAUGCAAGAAAAUUGAAUACCAGAAACCAAGAGGACCUAAACUAUAAAUGUGUUCUAGUUGGUGUUCCUAUAACCAUGAAGGAGGAAAUAUACAAGAGUGAAUUUUGGCCAUCAGGAAUUAGAUAUUCAAGAUUUGAUUUCACCAAAGGACAACAUUUUUUAGAGAAGCAGAAAGUAUCAGUUUAAAUAUUAAAUCUAUUGAAGAAGAGAAGAGGAAAUGCAAGGGAACUAUUGGAAGCAAUUUUGAUAGAACAGCUUGAUAUAAAAAUCGUGUGCUUAACUGAGCACUGGAAAACCGAAGAGCAACUGGAAUAUCAUGGAGUAAGGAAUU